Molecule: messenger RNA, 6336 nt
Organism: Symbiodinium pilosum
Lineage: Eukaryota; Dinophyceae; Suessiales; Symbiodiniaceae
Source: the annotation of a GenBank genome assembly
GUUCGAAAAGACGCUAAAGCGUACGCUGCAUUCCGUGACGACGAGUUUGUGGACGCUGGCGACGUUGUCACGGUUGGUGUUGAUCUGAGAUGUAAGCAGCACGUCAAUGCCAUCAGCAACAGGCCCGAAGAAUCUGCAGAGCAGAGCCUGGUCAACGGUGAUGUCUGCCGCAUAAUGCACCAAGCGACCAUGAGGACAGGGCAGCAGGUGUCAAGUCAAUGGGUGUGUGAGCUUUUGCCUGGAACGCAUGUCAAGAUCUUGGAGGUUGACACCAACGCCAAGGUUGGGCGGCAGCGUGCUUUGGUGAAAACCCAGCUAGCCUAUGUGACGGGAUGGAUGAGCAUACGCACUGCGAGGGGGAACUAUUUGGUCGAAAAGGUUCUUCCAUGUGAGGAUGUUGGAUUUGACUCGCCGGAUUCGAGGCAAGUCUGUGGAUGUGAUGCGCGCUCAGAUCCCGUUGGUGUGGCAAAUGUUGCAGGAGCUUUAGCUAUUCAUAUAAAGCAUCAACCGGACUUCGGGACGCUGACCUCAGCAGAUUUUGUGAUAUCGCAGAGAUUUCAGUCAUUAUUUAGAUUUGCAAGUGGCAGUGAUUCGGCAACCCUUGACUCGCAGAGACUGCGGUGGAGCUUAUGGGGAACGGUAAGUCCAAGCAAGAGCCCUCCAGAAGGGCUCGCCAUCCUUUCCGUUGUGCUGCUGCAGAUUCGAGGUGCGCUCAUGCAGAUGCAUGACGUGUUCUGGCGCUUGCAUGAGGAAUUUGUGUGUUUGGAGGAUGCUGAAGCCGAAGCUUUGUUCAACGCACCUGGUGAAACACAAGCUGCUGCCAUGAAAGCAAAACAGCUGAGCGAAAAGUGUCAAUGCUCUGUGGAUUUGAUGACGCUUCCGAGUUCAACCUGGUUUACCCACCUGCCGAAUCCAGCUUCUAUGAUUGUAGACCUUGAGAAAGGUGAGCAUGCUCUCAAAGAGUUGCAUGGCGAAGUUGCAAAACUGACUUCGCAAAGGCGCACUCUGGUUGCCAGGGUUAAAGCUGCGGUGGAAGCUCGAGCAGCUACCGAAGCGGUGUCUGCUGUUGUUUUGCUGGCAGACGCUCUGAGACCAGACAGGCGCUUGGAUUUUCCUUUGGUGACGGAGUUGUGCGAGCGAGCUACCAGCGAUCCAACGGAGUUGAUUGACACGGUAAAUGCAUUGGCAAGUGUCUUGGAGGAGAGCGAGGAGUUGCCACGGCGUCUGAAGGCGCUUACCGUGGCUAACGAACUCAUGUAUGACGAUACUGCUCGCCAGGCGUUUGCUCGAAGGCCGGGAUUUCUGGAGACACUUCUGCAGCCAAUGUCGUUUCCGUCUAGCGACGCGAGUCCCAACAUUGCUUUGGACUUGGCUGCUGCCAAUGCUCAGCUUCUGACGACCGAAAUUGUGCGACGUGUGAACGCAGAGGCAGGUGUGAUGAAAGCCGGAUGUCUUCCUCUUACAGCGAACCCGACCCUCGCGGCGCCAACCUGGCUCAUGUCAGUUGCGCACACGCCCAGUCGGCAAACUGGCCAAGCAGAGCAUUUGCUGUCCUGGCCACGUGCUCGCGUUUCACUCUGUUCCCUGCGAACAAGCCUUCGUGGCAAUGCUACAAAUGUCCAGGAUGCAACCGGAAUACUGGAUCAAGUCUAUCGUCACUUGGAUGAAGCAGCUGUCCAUGUCUCAAAACUGCGACAGUCGCUGGAUCACACGAUUUCGCCAGAUGUUGGGGAACUUAUUGAAGAUUUCUUGUCGUCUGCCAAACAUGUGAACUCAAGCAUUUUGGAGUGGAAGUGUCGGGCAGUCGAUGCACUUGAUGUCAAAGAGGCUAUCCUCCAGUUGGAGCAUUCCAUGCUGCUACAACCAAAGUCGGCCAAAAGGGGAUGUGUUGCAGAGGCAUUCCAGUGCUGGCUGGUGGUCCUUGUUCCCGUAAGACCAGACGACAUGGUCGAGGACAGCUUUGGCCGAGUGAAGCCACGCCCGGGUCGCAAUGUUCAUGCGGGAUACGCGAACGACGAUGACGAACCUCCCCCACUGGUCCCCGGUAGUGGUUUUGGCACGUUUGGAGGCCUAGGUGGAAUCCGUGGCUUCAGCACGCUGGGCAGUCUUGGAAGCAGGGGCCUGAUAGCUCACAAGGCCGAAGAGGGGAUGGUGAGCCAAAACGUGGCUCUUACAACCUAUCCGGUCUGGGAGAUGCCCUGGCAGGCAACAAGCAGUGAUGAGGAGUUGGAAGAGGAUCCAUCCAUCAGUUAUGAAGAAGUCACCGGAGCAGACCUCGGCACGGCGCGGCUGAGGGAGGUAGAACGAAAUGCUGAUGGUCCAGGGGAAUUGGCACGCCGAAGGCAAGAACUCAUGUUGGAGGUGCAAAGUGCAGUGCUUCCGAAGUACGGCUUUGAGGGUUCCCGCGCAGGAGACCAAGCCGGCUGGGGUGUACAAGAUGAUGGCUGCCAUGGGGUGUCCCUGCCCAAGGCUGUGACAGUUGUGUGCACCGUACCUGAGUACAUGUCAUGGGUGCUGGAAGACGAAAGUCGUCCGCAGGGCUCCUCGGGCUGCGGUCACCUCCGGAGACUUGGCGGGGCCUUUCCAAAGCCUGCGCGAGGGCCAGUAAGGAGCAGGCCUCUAAUGGCCUGGAUGAAAUUCAGAGUGCCUAUACAAAUGGCAAGGACAAGGAGACCUUUGACAACGUCAAGGGGAUUCCUCAGCCAGGGGUGUGGCCAUCAGGAAAGAAGCCCCCAUUCAGGCUCUCCAUCGCAGCAGGUUGGAACAGUUUCAUGCCCGAUACCAUGGAGUGGGAAGACGGCCUCUUUGUGUUCCCGAUGGAAGUUGGCGAUGAUGGUUGGGACUGUUUCCAGCUUCUUGAAAAUGGCAGCCAUUACCUUGGCUUGCAUUCGUUCACUUCACGACAACUGUUGGGACCGCGUCAUCUAUCCGAGCAUUGAUGAGGCCGGCGCGGACGACAAGUACACUGUCUGUGGGCCCGACGACUCUGGGCAGAACAGGAGUUGGCAGAUUGGAAAAACGGAAACCGAGGAGGCCACGCCAGGCUCUCACUUCGUCGUGUGCGUAUCCCUGGACGAGAAGGGGCUGGUGAACUGCGCCUUGUGGAGACCGAAAGUACUUUUUGCGUGGGAGCGGCAUCGCGGGCCAGCGCCCUUUCUCAGCAGUCACCGUGUGCCAGAUCGGAUCCGAGAUGCUGUGCCGUUGCGAAACCGCGCUCCUCGCACAGAUUGGCCGCAGGAUGUGAUGAUCAUUGGUAUUUGUCCAAAAGAUGGGGCUGGUAUUGUGAAAUUCCGCUGGUACACGCGCAAGAAUUCUGUGCUGACCAAAGAAUUUCUCGUUCCUAGAGGACUUCCUGGCGAGGUGGUCACUGUUGAGUUUGGCAAAGUUGUGGAGAAGAAAUACCCCAGAGGGGACCUCGAAGUAUACGUGAACCCCAAGGUUCAGACAAUCCGAAGCAGUCGCUACGAAGUGCGCCCACUAUGCCCUCACUAUAGUUCCUGCGGUGGCUGUGAUUUCCUGGACUUGACGUACGGGCGUCAGCUGAUAGAAAAAAUGCGCUGGAUUCAGCAUGCACUCGGACAGGGGAAAACCCCUAUCGGGCACUUAGAACGGAUGCGUCCCUCUUCGCCCCAACAUCGGUACGCAUAUCGCAUAGAAUGGAUGCUUCACGAAGAUGACGGCGACGUGUUCAUUGCCCCCCCUGGCUACGCUCCACAUGCUCGUCCCGCAGGUGAGUCUCUCCAUGGCUGCGUUUUGGCCCCUCAAGCCGCUGUCAGGACGUUGAGCAUUUUCUCGGAUGUUUUCAUGGAACUUCGCAAGUCAAGGAGAACAAGCUACAGCAUCUACAACGAUGUGAGAAGUUGGGGGACUUUCCGAAGUGUCAUGGCUUUCACAGCAAGAGGCGCCCCACGCACAGACAGUCGAAGGCGGACUGAAGUUUUGCUGAACAUUGUGCUCGGCAAUGAGGUAGGAAACGUCCAGGAGGUCUUGGAACCUUUGGCGAGUGCCAUUGUUGAAAGGGCUCCUCGGAGCCUGGUUGGCAUCGUGGCAAACGUCGCCAGAUCCAGGCGUGCAAUGAUGGGUGGACGGAGAGAGGUGUUGCUUUACGGGCGGCGCUACGUGCACCAAUCUUUCGAAGUUCGCCUUGAUGGUGAUGUGCACCGUUUCUUGCUAGAGAUUGGUGCUGGAUCUCGUUUGGCAGCUCACGGCGGGAUGCUUCAAGAGUUAAGCGAAACUGUGGUUGCCAUGUGUGGCUUGAUGGACACAGAUACUUUGUGGCACUGCUUCUGCAGUGGAGGCGAGCUAAGCUUAGCCCUGGGGAAGCUUUGCCAGCACGUUGUCGCCAUUGGGACAUCAGCAACAGAGGUUGGAGAGCUGAAGAGAAAUUUGGCUGCAAAUACUGUUGCCAAUACCACCACAGUGCUUUGCAACCUCAGGAGCCCAUUCACCCUGAAGCAGCUUUCCUUCCAUAUCUCGCAGUCGCAGCAACAGCGGCUUUUGUUGGGUACCGGGGAAGAGCAGGACAAGGCUCGGGAGUACGCGCUCACAUGCUUCGUGCCAGGUGAGAGCCGUCGACGCCAAAUGCAAAGACUUACAGCUGCACCGUUCAACGCCCCAUUGCUGCGCAAAGAUGCCAUGGCACACCAAGAACUACAGCUGCUUUUGCCGGCCUUUGUUCGAGACUUCCGACCUGCGCUUACGACCUUGCCUGUCCCAGUGGACAGGCAAGCGGACGCAGAACAUUCCCAGCCAGCUCGCGAGGUGCCCCCGGAAAUGGAAACCAGACUGAAGCGCUUGUAUCGCAGACUGGCGUUGAAGUAUCAUCCUGACAAGAAUCCCAACGAUGAGGACGCGUCAGAGCGUUUUCAGGCCCUGACGAGAGCUUACAAGGCAUUGGUUGGAGAAACGGCAGGAACUGAAGAUGGGGAUCAAGAUGCUAUUGACCCCUUCCUUGUUGCUAAGGCCAGUUCCUACAGAGUAAAGUCAAAAAACUUUUGGAGGUAUGAGCGAACUGCUCGCAAAGCUCAGCAGCAGCCAGACAGUAGUGACACGCCAGAAGGAGAAGAGCAAAAAGAGGACUCAGAUGAUGUGGCAGCGAAGGUGUCUGAGGCUUUUGGCGGCUCAGAGGACGAAGGUGAAAAUGAAGACUGGGAUGUGGAAGGUGGAGAUUCGGAUGUUGAGAUAGAAAUCGAAAUCGACAGCGCCUGGGCACAAGCCCCCCUGUCGUCCAUCCCUGAGCCUCCGCCGGCGCGUAUUAGCAAAGCCACAAGCUCAGCUACGGAUGUUGUGCUACCAGACGGUGAUACAAGACUGGCCCAGGUGGGCACUGAUUCACCACCUCCUACCCUGCCGCCUCCAGAUGUAGUUCUGGUAUGUCAGCCACGAAACCGAAAGAAGGGCCGGGGUACUCCUGGCUAUUUCCACAGUUGGUUGAGAUCGACAGCUGCUCGCGCCAUUGUCUAUGUCUCCGUUGAUGCAUCAGCCUUUCGAGCCGAUGCUGCGAACCUCAGGGAGCUCGGAUACCAUGUUACGAAAGUUCAACCUUUCGAUCCCGAGCCACACCGCAAACCCAUCCUUGUGGUUGCCAGAUUUGAGCUCAUCCGACCACUUGAGGGCCUGGAAGAGUAUACAGACCACACCGAGCGUUUGCUUCCAGGCAUGCCUGAUCUUUUGCCAGAUGUUCAGCCUGUUCUUGUGGCUGGGGGCUACCGUCCAGGCCCGGCGCCUCCACCGCCCGAGCUGCUGAGGUACAAGAACGCUUUAUAUUUGAUCGUGGUUGGUUACACCGUCAUUCUUCUUAUGUCGCUGUCAGCCGGAGCAUUUAACUCUGGAAUCAAUUAUGUCUUCGUAUUGGUGGCUGCUGCUUCCAUGGCAUCCAGAUCUGACCAGUGCAUGAGCACCUGCAUUGUUCCAUUCUUUCUCUUGGCCUUCAUCUCCUUGUUUUUCGACAUCCUGAACUUGAUCUCCCUCAUGGCAGAAGCAUAUCCUGGAGCGGGCAACAUGUUUUCCAGCGAUUGCCCCAAACCCUUGGAAGCCAUUCUGCGGAAAAACACCACCAUCUAUCUCAACGACGCGGCCGUAAAUGGCACGGCCCCGUACAUCAUUCCCGCAGACACGAAGGUAGACAUCCCCCGCAACUUGUGCAGCAAUGCAUGGGUGGUCGCGAAUGUGGCCAUGCUUUUGGGUGUUCUUUUGGAUUUCGUGGCGACGCGAGUUGGUUACAGGAUGUUUAAGACAAGUGUAGAGCUGAUGCAGGGCCAGGGCCAGGCACAGGAGCCCCGCCAGUUGAAGAUGAUGAAGUGGAGUUGUUCACUGUCAAGGACAAUUUUUGUUUGA